Monodelphis domestica (gray short-tailed opossum) is the source of this 2056-nucleotide messenger RNA. RefSeq lists its product as uncharacterized. Gene Ontology annotation, biological process: regulation of DNA-templated transcription. The record is from RefSeq and is a predicted model, not a curated record. NCBI's taxonomy places the organism in Eukaryota, Metazoa, Chordata, Mammalia, Didelphimorphia, Didelphidae. Gene Ontology annotation, molecular function: RNA polymerase II cis-regulatory region sequence-specific DNA binding; DNA-binding transcription factor activity, RNA polymerase II-specific.
AUGCUCCAAUCAGAUUCUCCUCGAGCAGCAGGGAUCCCCCACCAGCUCAUCCACACCACUCACAAGACUCCCGGCCAAGAGCAAUUCUUUAGGGACACAAAAGUCACAAGUGAGCAGGUGAAAAGUGGAACCAACGGAUCACAGCCCCACCAAGCCAAACACCAAACCAUUCCGGAGCACCGUAGGUGCCUUUCCAAAGAGUCAGCCCAGUAUAUUUCAUUUCCAAAAAGAUUGCAGGAACCAGAAACAGAAUCAAUUCGACACAAAAGCCAGGAUGGAUGUAAAAAGAACUUUGACAAGAGGAUUCAUACUGGUGAGAAGCCUUUUAAAUGUCAUGAUUGUGGGAAGGCCUUUAAUCAGAGUUCCACCCUCCUUCAACACCAGAGAAUUCAUACUGGUGAGAAGCCUUUUAAAUGUCAUGAUUGUGGGAAGGCCUUUAAUCAGAGUUCCAACCUCCUUCAGCACCAGAGAAUUCAUACUGGUGAGAAGCCAUUUCAAUGUAGUGAUUGUGGGAAGGCCUUUAAUCGGAGUUCCCACCUCUUUCAACACCAGAGAAUUCAUACUGGUGAGAAGCCAUUUAAAUGCGAUGAUUGUGGGAAGGCCUUUAAUCAGAAUUCCCACCUCCUUCAACACCAGAGAAUUCAUACUGGUGAGAAGCCAUUUCUAUGUCAUUAUUGUGGGAAGGCCUUUAAUUGGAUUUCCAACCUCCUUCAACAUCAGAGAAUUCAUACUGGUGAGAAGCCAUUUAAAUGUAGUGAUUGUGGGAAGGCCUUUAAUCAGAAUUCCAACCUCAUUAAACACCAGAGAAUUCAUACUGGUGAGAAGCCAUUUAAAUGUAAUGAUUGUGGGAAGGCCUUUAAUCAGAGUUCAAAUUUAAUUGUCCAUCAGAGAAUUCACACUGGUGAGGAACCAUAUAAAUGUGAAGGCUGUGAGAAAGUCCUCAGUUUUCAGUCUGGCCUUACAAAACAUACCAACAUGUAUACUGGAGAGAAAUUCUACAAGUGCCCCCAAUGUAGGAAAGCUUUUAAUAAAAGCUCAAAACUCAUUUUACAUCAGAGAAUUCAUGUUGGAGAAAACCCUUAUGAAUGCAAUGACAGUGGGAAAGGUUUCCAUCAUAGGUCAAAACUUAACACACAUCGGAGGACACAUACUAGAAAAAAUCCUUAUCAAUGCAAUGACUGUGGGAAAAUGUUUAUUAAUGACUCAAAACUUAUUUUACAUCAGAGGAUUCAUACUGGUGAGAAGCCUUUUAAAUGUAAUGAUUGUGGGAAAGUCUUCAGUCAUAGGUCAAAACUUAUUAUACACCAGAGAAUUCAUACUGGUGAGAAGCCUUUUAAAUGUCAUGAUUGUGGGAAGGCCUUUAUUCGGAGUUCCCACCUCCUUCAACACCAGAGAAUUCAUACUGAUGAGAAGCCAUUUAAAUGUGAUGAAUGUGGGAAGGCCUUUAAUCAGAAUUCCCACCUCCUUCAGCACCAGAGAAUUCAUACUGGUGAGAAGCCAUUUAAAUGUGAUGAUUGUGGGAAGGCCUUUAAUCAGAAUUCCAACCUCUCUGUUCACCAAAGAAUUCAUACUAGUGAGAGGCCAUUUCAAUGUAAUGAUUGUGGGAAGGCCUUUAAUCAGAGUUCCCACCUCCUUCAACACCAGAGAAUUCAUACUGGUGAGAAGCCAUUUCCAUGUCAUGACUGUGGGAAGGCCUUUAAUCAGAGCUCCCACCUCCUUCAACACCAGAGAAUUCAUACUGGUGAGAAGCCAUUUCAAUGUCAUGAUUGUGGGAAGGCCUUUAAUCAGAGUUCCCACCUCCAUCAACACCAGAGAAUUCAUACUGGUGAGAAGCCUUUUAAAUGUAAUGAUUGUGGUAAGUCCUUCAGUCAAAGGUCAAAACUUAUUAUACAUCAGAGAAUUCACACUGGUGAGAAGCCUUUUAAAUGUAAUGAUUGUGGGAAGGCAUUUAAUCAGAGUUCAAAUUUAAUUAUCCAUCAGAGAAUUCAUACUGGAAAGCUCAUUAAAAAAUCAUGAAUAUGGUAAAGAUUUCAAUAAGAGAACAAACUUCCUGGUA